CCUUGCGCGCCCCCAGCCCGCUGGGGUAGUCCAGGCGGGGCAGUGCGGACUGCCUCGGCCUUAGCUGAGGAGCGGAGCGGCGCUUCCGCAGCGGCUGCUCUCGUUCGACUAUAACCCACACUCCCGGCUCCAUCCCCCGAGUCCGCAUUCCCCGUGGGGAGGCGGUUCCCACGCGGGUCCUGGGCGAUGGCGGCGAGGGGGUCCGGGCGCGAGGUCCUCAGCCUCGGGCCCCACCUGCUUCAUUUCCUCAACCUUUUUCAGCUGGUGGCCGGGCGCUGGGGCCCAGCGAGCGCGGGGGGCGGCGUGCCUAGAGGAUUAACUGAACCGUCCUUUGUGGCAAAACACGAAGAUAGUUUGUUUAAGGAUUUAUUUCAAGACUACGAAAGAUGGGUUCGUCCUGUGGAACACCUGAAUGACAAAAUAAAAAUAAAGUUUGGCCUUGCAAUAUCUCAAUUAGUGGAUGUGGAUGAGAAAAAUCAGUUAAUGACCACCAAUGUCUGGUUGAAACAGGAAUGGAUAGAUGUAAAAUUAAAGUGGAACCCGGAUGACUACGGUGGAAUAAAAGUUAUACGUGUCCCUUCAGACUCUCUCUGGACCCCAGACAUCGUUUUGUUUGAUAAUGCAGAUGGACGUUUCGAAGGGGCCAGUACCAAAACUGUCGUCAGGUACGACGGCACUGUUACCUGGAUGCCACCGGCAAACUACAAAAGUUCCUGCACCAUCGAUGUCACAUUUUUCCCAUUUGACCUCCAAAACUGUUCCAUGAAAUUCGGUUCUUGGACUUAUGACGGAUCCCAGGUUGAUAUCAUUUUGGAAGACCAAGAUGUGGACAAGAGAGAUUUUUUCGAUAAUGGAGAAUGGGAAAUUGUGAGCGCUACGGGAAGCAAAGGAAACAGAACCGACAGCUGUUGCUGGUACCCUUACAUCACUUACUCAUUUGUCAUUAAGCGCCUGCCCCUCUUUUACACCUUGUUCCUUAUUAUACCCUGUAUUGGGCUCUCGUUUUUAACCGUACUUGUCUUCUAUCUUCCUUCAAAUGAAGGUGAAAAGAUUUGUCUCUGCACUUCCGUACUUGUCUCUCUGACCGUCUUCCUCCUUGUAAUUGAAGAGAUCAUACCCUCGUCUUCCAAAGUCAUCCCUCUGAUUGGAGAGUACCUGGUGUUUACCAUGAUCUUUGUGACACUGUCCAUCAUGGUCACUGUCUUUGCCAUCAACAUCCAUCACCGCUCCUCUGCAACCCACAACGCCAUGGCUCCAUGGGUCCGCAAGAUAUUUCUUCACAAGCUUCCCAAGCUGCUUUGCAUGCAGAGCCACGUAGACAGGUACUUCGGUCAGAAGGAGGAAACGGAGAGCAGCAGUGGACCGCAGUCUUCUAGAGACACCCUGGAGGCGGCACUUGAUUCUAUUCGCUAUAUCAUGAGACACGUCAUGAAGGAGAAUGAUGUCCGUGAGGUUGUUGAAGAUUGGAAAUUCAUAGCCCAAGUUCUUGAUCGGAUGUUUCUGUGGACUUUUCUCCUGGUUUCAAUUGUUGGAUCUCUUGGGCUUUUUGUUCCUGUUAUUUAUAAAUGGGCAAAUAUAGUAGUACCAAUUCAUAUUGGAAAUGCAAAUAAGUGAUACUUCCCAAAAGACAGUAGCAGGAAUUUAGUUAAAAGGCACAUAUCUAUUAUGACCCUAUAAAAAUUCUGAAAAUGCAAAUUAGGUUUAAAUCUGGUGCAAGCCCUAAUAGAUGACAGUUACCAACAUUGCUUCAUCUUAAUAGAUUGCCCAUUAGAACACUUAGCUGCAUGACUGAAGUAUGAUACUAACAUUUGAUUUUAUAAAAAUAGCAAAAUGUUAUCUAAACUGUACUAGUAAAAAAUGUUUGUAUCCUGGCAAAUAAUUCUACUUUGUAAUCAACAGUGAAGUUCAUCUUUUGACUGAGCUGGAAAAUUCCGGUUGUAUUUGAAGACUGAUUCCAAAACUUUCUGCAUUUGGUAAAGGUACACAUUUAAAAAUUCUCUUGCCCUGUGUUUAUUGGGUAACAGCUAAUAUUUAGUAUAAUAUUAUACUGCUAUAUUAAAUAAUCCGACUGCUUGGUAUCAUAAUGACUGAAUAUGAU
Messenger RNA from Phacochoerus africanus (Common warthog), 2098 nucleotides. It is a transcript of the gene CHRNA5, whose product is annotated as cholinergic receptor nicotinic alpha 5 subunit. Gene Ontology annotation, cellular component: neuron projection; synapse; postsynaptic membrane. Gene Ontology annotation, biological process: monoatomic ion transmembrane transport; signal transduction; chemical synaptic transmission. The coding region runs from base 187 to 1614 and encodes 475 amino acids. The record is from RefSeq and is a predicted model, not a curated record. NCBI's taxonomy places the organism in Eukaryota, Metazoa, Chordata, Mammalia, Artiodactyla, Suidae. Gene Ontology annotation, molecular function: transmembrane signaling receptor activity; acetylcholine-gated monoatomic cation-selective channel activity. The transcript is spliced from 6 exons.